AUGACAGAAGGGCUGAAAUCAUUAAUGGCUUUGUUCCACAGUAAGGCUGCCCGGCAGCCAGGCGUGUUACCCGCAGCGCUGAAGGGCGGAGGGAGUGCGGGAGAGCACCGAGCCCCGCCGGGCCGUGCUGCGGGGGCGGCUCCCGCCGGCGAGCCAGCAGCGAGGCACUGGGAACCAGCAUCCCGGCGGCAGCGGCCCCGCGCCGCACGGCUCCCCGGAGGGCCGUGCCGUGCCGAGCCCCGCCGCUCCGCACCGCACGCCAGGCGGGCAGGAGAGAGGCCCCGCAGCCGCCGCCGCACACGGACGGCCGCUCCCGGGGGCGGGCGGUGCCGAUCCCGCCCCCCGCCCGCGGCAGCCGCCAGCAGCCCCCGGCAGCCGCCAGCGCGGCGGGCGGCGCAGGCAGGCGGCCGCGGCCCUCCCUCCAUCCCCCGCCCUCCCCGCCGGGCCGCGCCGCAGCCCGCGGGCGCGGCCAGGAGGCGGCGGGGUCGCGGCUGCCCCGGCUCCCCGCCCGCCUACCAGGCGCGGGGCGGCCCGGCACUCCCCGCCUUUCCGAGGCUCUACGUCCCCCUCCGGCGAGAUGUUAUGGCCGAGCCGGCGCAGACGGGCGGCGUAGGGCAGGGCGGGCGGCGGGAGGAUGAGGCGGCGGUGGCGGCGCCGGCGGCGGCCGCCGCCCCCAGCUCGGAGGACUACGAGUGCAAGAUCUGCUACAACUACUUCGACCUGGAGCGGCGGGCGCCCAAGCUGCUUGAGUGCCUGCACACCUUCUGCCAGGAGUGCCUGAGCCAGCUGCACCUGCGCGCCGCGCAGCAUCUCCCCGCCGCCGGCACCGAGCCGGGCCCGGGGCGCUCGCCCGCCGGCUCCCUGGCCUGCCCGCUCUGCCGCCACCGCACGGCGCUGCCCGACCACCGCGUCCACGGCCUCCCGGUCAACACCAAGCUGGCCGCCGCCUGCCCGCCGCAGCUGCGGGCCCGCGAUCCGGUGCCGCAGGACCGCCUGCCGCCGCUGCCGCCGCGCCGCCCGCCCCGCGCCCGGGAGGCGGCGGCCGCCCUCGCCCCGCCGCCCCCCGCCCCCGCCGGGCCGCGCUCCUCGGGCGGCGGCUACGAGAGCUGCCAGAGCUGCAAGCGGGCGGCGCUGAGCGCCGGCUGCGUGUGCGUCGUCGUCUCCUUCCUCUCCAUGGUGGUGCUGCUCUUCACCGGCCUCAUCUUCGUCAACCAGUACGGCGGGGACGCCGCGCCCGGCGCCGCGGCAUCACCGUCGCCGGUGGGGCCCAUCUGCCUAUCGGUUGCCAGCAUCCUCGCCCUCUUCUCCGUCGUCGUUACAUGGCUCAUCUGCUGGCUCAAGUACCGGCCCGAGGCGGCGACCGGCGGGGCCACGGCCAACGGCUCGGCGCGGGGCCGGGCCGCCCGCAGGAGCGACACGUAGUCCUGGCGGAGCGGAGCAGGGCCGGGCCGGGCCGGGCUGCGCGGGGCGGACGGCGCGGGACGGGCUGAGCGCGGCCGGGCCCGGCGGUGCGGGGAUGGCGCGGCCGCUGCUCCGGGAGCCCCGGCUGGGGGGUGAGCCCCGAGCGGCCACGGGGCGGGUGGGCGUCGGCGGAGAGCGCACGGGCGGGGCGGGGUGACAGGUGCCAGCCCUGUCACGGCCACCGGCCCCACGCCCGGCCCGAUAUCACGGUGGGCCCUGCGGCACUGGCACAGCCCGAGGCCGUGGGAAUGGGCUGCAGGGUGACCCGGCGAGAGAUCACGGAGGGUCCGGCCGCUCAGGAGGGAGGGUAGGGCGCGCCUUGCCAGCAGAGAUGGCUGGAAGGGCCUCCCUGGGGAGCUGGAGCUUGGGUUGUGUGCGGUCCCCGCCUCUGCGGGAGCGCAUCCCAGGUGCUGAGCUCCUGAUGCAGAAGGACACAAUUGCGAUUAAAGAAAACUGGCUUACUGUUGCCCCCACCUGGAAGAUAAUUUGAGAGGUUCACUGUGGUUAGGAGCAGAACAGGAACACGAUGUUAAAUGUGCUUUGUGUUUUCCCUUUUAUGAAGUUAACAAGUUAACAUAUAGAAGAAGCUGUAACAGAAGUGUAUUAUCUUAAAAGAGACUGAGCCAAAGUUUCCUACAGUGUACUGAGUAUGGUUUCAUUAUGAUUUUAUUAGAAGGCUGUUGAGCCCUCUGAUGGUUGCUUAAAGUAAUCUGUAUUAUUUAAUUAUUUGAAAUUCUAAUUUAAUGUGGGAGGCUGAAAUACUACACUGAACACUUAAAACAGUUUAUGGGAGAUUAUUUAGUUAAUGGAGCUCUAAAAUAGAGCUAAGAGACUCUUGUCGUAGGGAUUAAUAUUUCACUGGCCACUGAUUUCAAUUUUUAUGCAGUGAGAGGAGCCCACAUUAAAGUAUGGACUUUCAGCAUCACUGUAAAAGUGGAAUGCAGUAGUGUAAUUUGUGAUUGAACAUUCGGUCGAGGUAGCUGUAGUAAGACAGUGGUUUUCCCUCUUGGUAAGUUUAUCUUCUGUGUUGGGAGUUUCUGUAACGGGCAGUAGAAAAUGGUUUUGUUCUGUGAGGUUGGAACAUCAAAGGUGUCUUUGAAAUGUGACAAGACGCUCAUGAUAUAAAAUGGAAAAACAUUGCCAUACAACUGGUUUUGUAGUAUAUUAAGGAGAGCACUCUAUAUAGAUACUGUUCUGUGUUGCAGGAUAAUUCAUUUGGUGCCUGAAUUUUUUAAACUUAAUUAGUUGUUAUAAUCUAUUCUAUCGGGAAUAAGAUAAUGCUGCUUAUUCCGUGUUUCUACACAGUACUGUAAUGGAAUGAGGUAAUUAUUUUCAUGCUUAACAAUUCAAGAAUUUUAAAAGUGAUCUUUUAGUAUGUGUAUUUUGCAAGCUGUCUGCAUGAUAUUCUGACAAGUAUCCUCUUAAUAGACCUUUACUUGACCACUUCUGUUUAUCACAAGUGCAAAGGAAUUUACUCUGUAGAAAUGUAAAGACAGCAGGUGAAGAUGUGUGAUGUGUUUUAUGACUGCACAAGUGGUGUGUGCUGUGCAAUGUCUUGAUUAUCACAAAUCUGUGAAAAAUAACCCCCUGAUGCCCAAGAAACCCCACAAACCAACCAGUGUUUGUACAGACUCUGAUGAUGGAUGCAGUUUGUGGAAACAGUAGAUAAUUUUUGUGUCACUUAUGUCUAUUGAAAAAGAUCCGCACCAGCCUUUUAAAGUUGUAUAUCACAAUAUAAAGGCCCUGAGGAGAUAAAUUACUGGGAUCAACUGUGGCUCUGACCGAGAUUUGUGUAUUUAGACCAGUGUUUUCCAACUUGGAGUUGCUCAUUAGCUGUCUAAAAGGUUAUGCCUCCUAAAAUCAGGCCUGACCGUUAGCCCCUGUUGACUUCAGCAGUAGUUGUAGAUGUUCUGCACCAAAGAAAAUCACGAGACUUUUAUUUAAGCAUCUAAAUGAGAAUUUAGGUGCUUGACUUCAGGUACAAAUAUUUGAAAAUUUGGGCCUUAACCUCUCUGUUCUUCAGUUAAUGCAUCUGUAAAGUUUGAUAAUAGCAUUGACCUACCUCACAGGCAAGAUGUGAGGCUUUAUUUAUUAGAUGUUUUUAAGCAAUUGGAAAUCCUUGAAGAGGAGGUGCUAUAGAAGUGGAAGUAUUAUUAUAAAUGAUACUGUAGUAGGAAUAAAUAUAUGUAAAUUAAUGGACAUAAACAGCAACAAUGUUUUCUAAGAAAAAUAAAUAUAUAAAAUAUGUACAUGUGUACAUCAUAUGCACCAAUACAUGAUUUACCUGUUUGUGCUUCUCCUGCAAAUGCAGUGUGUGUAUCUGCAUUUCUUUUCAACCAGGUAAGCUCCAGUACGCUGCAGUUCAGGUGAGCCCAGCCAGCAGUUGCUGCUCCAGCUCCGUCUUGUAGACAUCCAGAGGUAGCUCUGAGUGCUCUUGGAGCUCAACUGGAGCUCCCUGCAUAUUUAUUUUCUUUACUUUGCCUUAGUCCUGCAGGCUUUGGCUGCAGGGAGCUGCUCAGGUGUGCCGGGGUGCUGCCAGCACUCUGGGCACACCAGUGAGCUCCCUCCUGUGUGGGACUGUGUGCAGGAGCUGCUGUCCCACAGAAUCUGUUAUGGAGCUGUGCCCUGAAUUACUGAUUACAGUAAGAAAUGUAUAGUCCAUCCUUUUCUUUACUUUCCACAUCAUAGUUUUAGUCUUGCCUUUUCUCUGUAAACAGUAUUUGCCAUUUUGACUAAACCAAUGGUUUCAGCUGGGAUCCAUGGACUACUAAAAGAGCUGCGAAAGGUAAGUAAGAAAAGCAAAUCGAUCAUCAGAAGCUUAAAUCUGUUGCAUGAGGGUCAGCUUUAAAGCAUUUAGUGGUUGGCACAAUACAAAAAGUUGAAGAUCACAGGCCUAAACAGGAUUUUCAGGCUUAUUCACAUUAAAUGAUAUUACAUAUCAGGUUCCUACCCAUAUAUUUGAAAAUAUAUCAGAGCCAAAUUAAAAUGGACAGUCUGAUCUUAUGCCAAAUUCUUUUCUCUGCUUGCACAAAUUUUGGGAAACUCCACUGGUUUCAGGAACGUUAGUCUGGAUCCACAUCACAGUACCAGUCAGAAAAAAUCAUGCAUUAUAUACAUCUCUGGCUUCUGUAGAAUCCCAGUAUUAUAUUUGUAUUUUGGGUUCCUUUGAGUGUACAGAUUGCUGUCUAAAGCCAAACUUUGCUCAAGUUUCAGUAAAAAAAAGUUAAGUAAAAAUACAAAAAGAUAAAAUCUG
Messenger RNA from Corvus hawaiiensis (hawaiian crow), 4714 nucleotides. It is a transcript of the gene RNF228, whose product is annotated as serine/arginine repetitive matrix protein 1. The coding region runs from base 1 to 1422 and encodes 473 amino acids. Lineage: Eukaryota; Metazoa; Chordata; Aves; Passeriformes; Corvidae. Gene Ontology annotation, molecular function: ubiquitin protein ligase activity. The record is from RefSeq and is a predicted model, not a curated record. The transcript has 2 exons. Gene Ontology annotation, biological process: protein ubiquitination.